AUGCGUGAUCGUAAGUUACAAAGCGGUUUCGAUACCAAAGGAUUGAGCCUCAUCGACGUUUCGUCAGAAGACGAUUGCCUCAUUGAUUCGCCUCUCAUUGAUCAGUUCUCAGGCUGUUUUGAUGAAUAUGGAAAGUUAGAUGGAAAGUUAGAGGUAGACGAGACAAGAGGAAAUGAAAGACUUAAACUACACAAAAGUGUGACAUGGGAUAGCUCUUUCUUUUGUAGUGCAGGUUUUCUUGAGUCAGAGAAGUUGUCCAGUCGAGAGGAUGUGAACCGAUCUUGUGACUCAUCGACAGUGUCCUUCGGUGAAAUUUCGAGGCGGGAAGGUCUCAAGGCCGAUUUCAAUGAGGAUAGAAGAGCUUCAAUCCACAAAUCUAAAAGAGUGCCUGGCAAUGCAGGUUCUAGUGUUAAAAAGGAAUUGGAAACAAGAGAUUCAAGGAUUGUGUCAUCUUCGAAGUUAGAGUACUCUAAUCAAGACAAGGUGAAGCAGAAAGCUGCUCCUAAGAAGCCAAACAUGGUGAAAGAUCCUGGGAAGACAAUGAAGAAGGUUCCUGCCCGACCCCAAACUUCACAGUCUGUUGGUAGAAGUGGAGUAUCAACUUCAUCUCUUCAUAAGACACCAAAGAUACUGGGCAAGGGGGCUUCCUUGGGUGCUAAGUAUAUCAAAAUAGAAAAGGAUGCAAAAAGUGUGACUGGCAGAGGGACCACAAUAUCAAAAACUCCUGCUUUGGAUGGUUCAAGAAAUACUGUGCCUAGGACUACACUGUCUUCCAGAUCUUCUUCCAUGGAUAUGAUUAAACAAAAUAAUGACUCCAGCUUAGUUAACUUAUCUUCCUCUGGUUACACUACCACCAAUGCAUCCAACAGUGCAGCCGCAGGUAAAAGUCGAGCAGGACCUUCAGCGCUCUCAACUUUAUUGAAGUCUCCUAUCAAGUUCCAUUCCAGUAUGUCUGUUGCUAGCUCAUACGGUAAAUGGUCCUCGGAGUCAUCAUUUUCAUCAUCAACGUCUAUUGCUAAUAAAAGGUCUAAGGUUGAAAGAGCUACCCUUGGUUCUGACUCUCACAAAGGACUCGUUGCAGAUAGUGAUGCGCAACAAGGUUCAGAUUCUUGGAGUCAUCAAACCUGCCGGCCGUCAUUGGGAAAUGGUGCUGAGGUUACUGGUUCGCUUGAUGAAAGUAAAAGAACAGUUUCGGAUGGAAGUACCGGAUUUCAUCCAGCUGCGACAAAAACAUCAUCAGGCCUUCGACCGCCAUCAACAAAACUUGCCUUUUCCAAUGGGGUACAAUCCAGACACAGUCGAACUCGAAGUGUACCUUCCCACCCACGAGCACCUAUUAAAACUGGAGCAAAAAUCACUAAUCCAAGUGGUGGCUCAAACAAGGCACCUCCUAGAACUCUUCAACAAUCAACAUCUGCUGCAACAAAGGUACGAAGUGCUUCAAGAAACUCCAAAAUAAGCCAUGGCAUAUCCCCUAAACUUCAGAAUAAACCCUCUCGAAAAACUGGCAGAGAAAGUUACUCAAAGGCUCAGGGCAUUGGUUCUGCAGAAAAAAUCUGCGGAAGUGAUUUGCCUAGAUUGGUUGUGAAACUGGGAGGCAAGGAUGACUCUCGGAUUAAAGGUACCAAGGUCGUUUCACUUGCAGUACCGGAUUACUGA
Hibiscus syriacus is the source of this 1659-nucleotide messenger RNA. RefSeq lists its product as uncharacterized. Gene Ontology annotation, molecular function: microtubule binding. Bases 1 to 1659 code for a protein of 552 amino acids. The transcript has 9 exons. Lineage: Eukaryota; Viridiplantae; Streptophyta; Magnoliopsida; Malvales; Malvaceae. The record is from RefSeq and is a predicted model, not a curated record.